AUGGCCAGCAAGCUUUUCCAGCACCCACUUCCCACUUCCCAAGCAAUUCCUUCAAUACCUAUAAUCAGAAAAAUCAUAACAGUUCAGAAAUUAGCCCCAGCAAUGCAGUCAACAACCAAAAGCAAUAGAUUUUUUGGGCCUCCAUCUGGUUUAAAGCACAUUCUCAAAGAUACCACCAAAGUUGCUAAAGAUAGCUAUAGCUUAGUUCAUGAUGGCAUGGAGCUAGAAGAAAAAGAGAAGGAACCAUCAAAGAACAGGACACCUGACCUGAUCAAAACAGACUUUUACCAGGCUUUCCAAGGAAUCAAUAGAGGGAUUUUCGGAGUGCAGUCUGCGAGAAAAUCUGAGAUUGAAGGGCUGGUGGAGUUGCUUGAGACCCAGAAUCCGACGCCUGACCCUGUAUUACACCAAGAGAAGGUUGGACGAUGCUGGAAACUUGUUUACACGGUUAAUGUGAUCGAGUUCAACAUUCCAGGUUUGAAUUUGUUAAAUGGACGGCUUACAAUAGAGGCCACUUUCAAGAUAGCAUCUAUAACAAGAGUUGACAUGUGUUAUGACAAAUCAACAGUUACUCCAGACCAGAUGAGGAAUGUACUUCGAAAAAAUGAUCUUCUUUUCAGCAUCUUCAAUCCAGAAGGUUGGCUCGAGAUCUCAUUUGUAGAUGAUACCAUGAUGAUUGGAAGAGAUGAUAAAGGUAAUACCUUCGUCUUAGAACAAUCAGAGUAA
Theobroma umbraticum is the source of this 726-nucleotide messenger RNA. The record is from RefSeq and is a predicted model, not a curated record. Lineage: Eukaryota; Viridiplantae; Streptophyta; Magnoliopsida; Malvales; Malvaceae.